AUGCACGAGCACACCCUGGCCAGGGCGUGGGAGGCGACGGUGCGCAAGGUGCAGCAGCAUCCGCAGCCCGGGGGCAGGCGCCGGGUCGCCCCCAUGCUGCCCGCCGACGACUCCGAGACGGCCUCCUCCUCGGCCUCCUCCUCCGCGGGCGUCGACGAUGCCGACCGCCAUCACCGCGACAUCCAGGAGGAGUACGUCGAGCGGGGCCUCCCCAACGGGGACUUCUACACGGGCCAGUGGCGGGCCGGCGCGCCGCACGGCGCCGGCAAGUACCUGUGGACGGACGGCUGCAUGUACGAGGGGGAGUGGCGGCACGGCAAGGCCACGGGCCGGGGCAAGUUCUCCUGGCCCUCCGGCGCCACCUACGAGGGCGACUUCAAGGACGGCUUCAUGGACGGCGACGGCACCUACACCGGCGCCGCCGGGGACACCUACAAGGGGGCCUGGUCCAUGAACCUCAAGCACGGCCACGGCAGGAAGAGCUACGCCAACGGCGACCAGUACGACGGCGACUGGCGCUCGGGGCUGCAGGACGGCGCCGGCCGCUACAUCUGGCGCAACGGGACCGAGUACGCCGGGGAGUGGCGGGCCGGCCUCAUCCACGGCCGCGGCGAGCUCGCCUGGGCCAACGGCAACCGCUACGACGGCGGCUGGGAGGACGGCUGCCCGCGCGGCCAGGGCACCUUCCGAUGGGCCGACGGCAGCGUCUACGUCGGCUUCUGGACGCGCGACGGCCCCGGCGGCAUUGUCCAGCAGAAGGGCGUCUACUACCCGUCCCCGGCGGCGUCGUCCCCGACGGCGCGCGACCCCCGCGACGUCUUCGCCAGGGAGUUGCCGGGCUUCAUGGGCGGCGGCGCCACCGAGUCCAUGCCGCUGCACAGGCCGCUCAACAGCUCGGGCAACCGGACGGCCAAUGGCCGGGCGAGCUCCGUGUCCGGGAUGAGCAAUUGCUCCGGCGGCGACCGCAAGUACGACAAGAUUUGCAUCUGGGAGUCGGACGGCGACAUCACCUGCGACAUUGUGGACGGGGCCGCCCUGGUGGACGACGCGCGGAGGAGCGUGAGGACGGAGGACGGCGCGGAGGGCGGGGCGCUUCUGCCGCCGCCGUCCCCGGCGCCGCGCAUCGCCAAGUGGGUGUCCCCGCGGCAGGCCAAGCAGCAGGGGGAGACCAUCGUCAAGGGGCACAAGCACUACGAGCUCAUGCUCAACCUGCAGCUCGGGAUCAGGCAUGCAGUUGGGAAGCAAGGCCCGGUUACGCUUGAGCUCAAAUCAUCGGCAUUCGAUCCCAAGGAAAAAGUGUGGACAAAGUUCCCUCAGGAAGGCUCGAAACACACUCCACGGCACAAUUCCUGCGACUUCAGAUGGAAGGAUUACUGCCCACAGGUGUUCCGGACAUUGCGCAAGCUGUUCAAGGUGGAUGCUGCUGACUACAUGUUGUCCCUCUGUGGAAGCGAGGCUCUCCGGGAGCUCUCGUCUCCGGGUAAGAGCGGAAGCUUCUUCUACCUGACAAACGACGACCGGUACAUGAUAAAGACAAUGAAGAAAUCUGAAGUGAAGAUGCUUUUGAAGAUGCUUCCAGCUUACUACAAUCAUGUCCGUGCGUUCGAGGAUACUCUAGUGACCAAAUUUUUCGGCCUACAUUGUGUUAAGUUAGCUGGCGCAAACCAGAAGAAGGUUCGCUUUGUCAUAAUGGGGAAUCUAUUCUGCUCUCAUAAUUCUAUCCACAGGCGUUUUGAUCUGAAAGGCUCGUCUCUUGGCCGCACGACUGACAAGCCACAAACUGAAAUUGACCAGUAUACAACUCUGAAAGACCUUGAUCUAAACUUCAUAUUUAGAUUAAAGAAGCAAUGGUUUCAAGAGUUCCAAAGGCAAGUGGACAGGGAUUGUGAUUUCCUUGAGCAAGAGAAGAUUAUGGAUUACAGUCUCCUGGUGGGGGUACAUUUUAGGCAUAAUGGAGAGAAGCUUCUGACUGAAGGUUCCAUGGACAAUGAUACCAACACAGUAUCAACACUUCGGCUUUCAAGAGGAUACACAGAUCAAUUUCUUGCUGAUCCAAAUGGGCUGUCUAAAAUCAAACUCGGGACAAGUAUGCCUGCAAGAGCAGAACUGACUGCUAGGAAGAACGACUGCGAGCCGCAGCUCAUUGGAGAGCCAACCGGGGAAUACUACGAUGUUAUACUGUAUUUUGGGAUCAUAGACAUACUUCAAGAUUAUGACAUCAGCAAAAGGCUUGAGCACGCGUACAAAUCUUUCCAGUACGACCCGACCUCGAUAUCGGCAGUGGAUCCAAGGCAGUACUCGAGACGUUUUAAGGAUUUCAUAUACAAAGCAUUUCAAGAGGACAGCUGA
Molecule: messenger RNA, 2349 nt
Organism: Triticum turgidum subsp. durum (durum wheat)
Lineage: Eukaryota; Viridiplantae; Streptophyta; Magnoliopsida; Poales; Poaceae
Source: the annotation of a GenBank genome assembly